AUGGAGCAACCUCUGGCAAAAUCAGCCAAACACGCCGACUUCGUCUACAAGCAACUUGUCAGAGCCGAUGAGCUCUACGACGACGACUCAUUGGACGAGUGCGUGAAUCUCCUCUACGACCUCAUCGAGAACUAUGACAUGGCCUCACUCUCGAGGCUCAAGACUCCGGGAAUGCUAUGCAUGCUUAUCGACGACUGGGAGUACGCUGAAGCUUGUCGCCUUGAGGCUGAGCACCUCUACUCCGCCUGCAGCAAACAUCCUGAGCGCUACGAUCCAGAUCUCCUGGCCAGGUUCNCGCGCUCCUCUGGACGAACCCGCAAUGACAUGGGCAAACAAACCAGUCUCGGAAAUGACGGACGCAGAGAUCGACUACCGGUUGAGAGAAAUUGGAGUCAAAGUAAGUGA
This is a messenger RNA of Aureobasidium vineae, 405 nucleotides long. Lineage: Eukaryota; Fungi; Ascomycota; Dothideomycetes; Dothideales; Saccotheciaceae. The record is from the annotation of a GenBank genome assembly.